Messenger RNA from Ctenopharyngodon idella (grass carp), 3757 nucleotides. RefSeq names its product transmembrane O-methyltransferase (gene tomt). The transcript is spliced from 3 exons. The coding region runs from base 2663 to 3589 and encodes 308 amino acids. Gene Ontology annotation, molecular function: catechol O-methyltransferase activity. The record is from RefSeq and is a predicted model, not a curated record. Gene Ontology annotation, biological process: catecholamine catabolic process; developmental process; dopamine metabolic process. Lineage: Eukaryota; Metazoa; Chordata; Actinopteri; Cypriniformes; Xenocyprididae.
UGAGACGCCGGUGUAAGAGGAGGCCACAGGCUCUCCAUCCAUUAUUCAGAUGGAGGAAUCUGAUUGGCUGCCGCACACCUGUUGUACUCACAUGAGUGUCUUUUCUUUCUGUCUCUCUUCUGUCUUCAGAGUGUGUUUUGCGGGUCGAGAGAGUCCUGGAUCUGGUAAAGUUAUCAUCAGAUAUGAUGUUUUAUUUUGUGUGUUGGUGAAUGAGUGUUUGUGUUCGUCUGAAUGAAACUGAUCUGGGAUCAGCUCGGGUCUUCAGUUACUUACAGACGCCUCUGGAAACUCAACAUGUUCUGUCACGUUGAAACAAAGGCAUCUGAAUUAUUAAUGUAGUGUUUUCAUAGGCUGGAUGUGAAGUGUUUGCUUUGUAGAGUAGAUGGAAAUCUAAUUAGUAGCGUUUGUUAAGUCAGUUCUCACUGUAGCCUAGUAGUGCUGAUAGUGAUGUGCUCAAACCUGUGGUUGUUCUGAGUGUUGUUAGUGUGUUGCCAUGCAUUUUCUAUGGUUUUCUGGGUGUUUUUUUUAUUUGAUGCUAUAUGGUUGCUAACCUGUUCUGCAUGUUUUUAGUGUGUUGCUGCUGUUGCUAAAGUGUUAUGAUUUUUUUAAUGUGGUUUCUAGGGUGUUCUGGGUGUUUUCAGUGUGUUGCUAUGUGAUUCCUAAGGUGUUUUUUAGCUUGUUGCUAUGCAGUUGUUUAGGUGUUCUGAAUGUUUUAGCAUGUUGCUGUGUGGUUGCUACGGUGUUCUGGUGUUUCUAGUCUUUCUGUUUGGCUGCUAGGGUCUUCUGCAUGGUUUUUAGUGUGUUGCUAUGACAUUCACUAAGUUUUAGUGUAUUGUUAUGCGGUUGCUAGGGUGUUCUCAGUGUUUGUGUGUUGCUAUGCAGUUGGUUCUGCAUGUUUUUAGCGAGUUGUUAUGCCUUUGCUAUGGUGUUCUAUGUGUUUUACUGUGUUAUGUGGUUGCUAGGGUGUUCUGAGUGUUUGUGUGUUGCUAUCCAACUGCUAGGGUGUUCUACAUGUUUUUUGCAUUCCUAUGCAUUUGCUAUGCUGCUCUGAUUGUUUUAGUGUGUUGCUAUGCGAUUGUUAGAGUGUUCUGGGUGUUUUAGUGUGUUGCUAUGCAGUUGUUAGGGUGUUCUGUGUGUUACUAUGUGGUUGUUAGGGUGUUCUGGGUGUUUUAGUGUGUUGCUAUGCAGUUGUUAGGGUGUUCUGUGUGUUACUAUGUGGUUGUUAGGGUGUUCUGAGUGGUUUAGUGUGUUGAUAUGCAGUUGUUAGGGUGUCCUGAGUGGUUUAGUGUGUUGCUAUGCAGUUUCUAGGGUGUUCUGACUUUUACUGUGUUGCUAUGCAGUUGCUAGGGUGUUCUGAGUGUGUUUGUGUUGUGAUGUGGUUGUUAGGAUGUUCUGAGUGUUUUAGCAUGUUACUAUGCGGUUGUUAGGGUGUUCUGAGUGUUUUAUUGUGUUGUAAUACAGUUGUUAGGGUGUUCUGAGUGUUUUAAUGUGUUACUAUGCGGUUGUUAGGGUGUUCUGGGUGGUUUAGCGUGUUGCUAUGCAGUUGUUAGGGUGUUCUGGGUGUUUUAGUGUGUUACUAUGCGGUUGUUAGGGUGUUCUGGGUGUUUUAGCGUGUUGCUAUGCAGUUGUUAGGGUGUUCUGGGUGUUCUGUGUGUUACUAUGCGGUUGUUAGGAUGUUCUGAGUGUUUUAUUGUGUUGUAAUACAGUUGUUAGGGUGUUCUGAGUGUUUUAGUGUGUUACUAUGCGGUUCUUAGAGUGAAUUGGGUGUUUUAUUGUGUUGCUAUGCGGUUGUUAGGGUGUUCUGGGUGUUUUAGUGUGUUGCUAUGCGGUUGUUAGGGUGUUCUGGGUGUUUUAGUGUGUUGCUAUGCGGUUGUUAGGGUGUUCUGGGUGUUUUAGUAUGUUGCUAUGCGGUUGUUAGGGUGUUCUGGGUGUCUUAGUGUGUUGCUAUGCGGUUGUUAGGGUGUUCUGAGUGUUUUAGUCUGUUACUAUGCGGUUGUUAGGGUGUUCUGGGUGUCUUAGUAUGUUGCUAUGUGGUUGUUAGGGUGUUCUGAGUGUUUUAGUGUGUUGCUAUGUGGUUGCUAGGGUGUUCUGCAUGUUUUUAGCAUUGAAAUGCGUUUGCUAUGGUGUUCUGAGUGUUUUAUUGUGUUGCUAUGUGGUUGUUAGGGUGUUCUGAGUGUUUUAGUGUGUUACUAUGCGGUUGUUAGUGUUCUGAGUGUGUUUUUAUACGGUUGUUAGGGUGUUCUGGGUGUUUUAGUGUACUGCUAUGCGGUUCUUAGAGUGUAUUGGGUGUUUUAGUGUGUUGCUGUGCAGUUGUUAGGGUGUUCUGAGUGUUUUAGUGUGUUGCUAUGUGGUUACUAGGGUGUUCUGCAUGUUUUUAGCAUUGAAAUGCGUUUGCUAUGGUGUUCUGAGUGUUUUAUUGUGUUGCUAUGUGGUUGUUAGGGUGUUCUGAGUGUUUUAGUGUGUUACUAUGCGGUUGUUAGUGUUCUGAGUGUGUUUUUAUACGGUUGUUAGGGUGUUCUGGGUGUUUUAGUGUACUGCUAUGCGGUUCUUAGAGUGUAUUGGGUGUUUUAGUGUGUUGCUGUGCAGUUGUUAGGGUGUUCUGAGUGUUUCAGUGUGUUUCUAUGUGGUUGUUAGGCUGUUCUGGGUGUUUUAGUGUGUUGCUAUGCAGCUGUUAGGGUGUUCUGAAUGUUUGUGUGUUGCUAUGCGGAUGCUAGGGUGUUCUGGGUGGUUUCUUACGGUUUCAAGUGUCUCUGAUCUUCUAAUAUGUUUAAGUGAUGUUAAACAUUAUAUUUGCAGGUCAGAAGUGAAGAUGGUUUCUCCUGCGAUCGCUUUGGCUUUACUUCCUCUGUUACUCACGCUGAUCAUUCGUUAUCGUUACUUCUUCGUGCUGCUGUAUCGAGCCGUACUGAUCCGCUGGGUACGUGACUGCUUAACAGGCCUCAGCCGAGAGGAACGGGCCUAUCAGUACAUACUGACCCACGCCACGCCCGGAGACUCCCAGAGCAUCCUGGACACCUUUGACCAGUGGUGCAGCAAAGUGGAGUUCAUCAGCAACAUCGGGCCCAAGAAAGGUAAGAUUCUGGACCGGCUGCUGCUGGAACACUGUCCGAUCACUGUGCUGGAACUGGGCACUCACUGUGGCUACAGCACCGUUCGCAUCGCCCGCUCGCUGCCCAUCGGCGCCCGGAUCUACUCCGUUGAGAUGGACGAGCGAAACGCUGGGGUGGCUGAGAAAAUCAUCCGACUGGCGGGUUUUGAUGAAGACAUGGUGGAGCUGAUCGUGCGUCCGUCGGAUGAAGUGAUCCCGCGCUUGCGUGAGGACUUCGGCGUGGAGCACCUGGACUUUGUGUUCAUGGAUCACUGGAAGCGCUGUUACCUGCCGGACCUGCAGCAGCUGGAGGGCAGCGGCCUUCUGGGAGAAGGAUCCAUCAUUCUAGCUGACAACGUCAUCUUCCCCGGAGCGCCUAACUUCCUGCGGCACGCCCGGCGCUCCGGCCUGUACGAGGUCAGAGUUCACCGUGCCACGCUGGAAUACAUCCGUGGCAUUCGUGACGGCAUGGCUGAACUGACCUUCCUCGGGAUAAAGUAAACUAUUCUUGUGUUUCUCACCCCACGGAACGUUUGUGAGAUUAUGAACCCUUACAGUCAAAGGUUUCAUUCAUUCACUAACAUGAAUCGUCAGGUGAUGAGCGACAGGACUCGUCGUGUUUGAGGCUCUGCGGUAUCAGAAAGCAAUUAAAGUCAGCAUGGAAUGAAA